This is a messenger RNA of Condylura cristata (star-nosed mole), 1614 nucleotides long. It is a transcript of the gene RWDD2B, whose product is annotated as RWD domain containing 2B. Gene Ontology annotation, molecular function: protein binding. The record is from RefSeq and is a predicted model, not a curated record. The transcript is spliced from 6 exons. The coding region runs from base 492 to 1364 and encodes 290 amino acids. Lineage: Eukaryota; Metazoa; Chordata; Mammalia; Eulipotyphla; Talpidae.
GGCACUGUCGGUGCGUGGGAAAUGCCAAUGGGAUGAAAUCAAAACUCAGCGGCCGGGUGGAAAAUUGCCCAGCCUGGCACCCCAGUAGCUCGCCACAUUCCCGGGCCGCCGGGAAGUGCUGGGUGCACGCACGCGCGCCUGCGCGGCUUGAGAACGCGCGCUCACGCCCCUGGGCCGCUCCGCCGCACAGCUCGGGAGGAGCCUUCGGGCCCUAUAGGCCUGGAAUUCUGGGCACGCUCCCGAUGGGAAUUGACUAUCCUUGCGGCCAGGACGGCAUAGGACACCGCACCGAGUGGGGCAAGGCUCAAGAUAUACUUCCUGAUUUUCAAACUAAAUAGAAGAUCCCUGGGAGGAAUGAAGUAUGAAACUCCACACACAGGAGCUACUCAAUAAACCUUUACCAAAGACGAGAAAGAAUUCCCUGAAGACUUCACUAAUAUAAUGGUGUUUGACUAAAAAUUCUCUUUGAGAAGACACUCACGAUAUCCAACAUGAGUGACAUUGAACAGGCAGAAGCCCAGCUGUCUGAGUUAGACCUGUUGGCCAGUAUGUUCCCAGGUGAGAACGAGUUCAUUGUGAAUGACCAGCUGGCUUUAGCAGAACUGAAAGACUGUAUUGAGAAGAAGACAACGGAGGGACGAUCUUCAAAAGUUUACUUUACUAUCAAUGUGAACCUGGAUGUAUCUGAGGAAUCAACGACGAUGUUUUCUCUGGCUUGUAUUCUUCCCUUUAAAUACCCUGCAGUUCUACCUGAAAUUACUGUCAGAUCAGUAUUAUUAAGUAGAUCACAGCAGACUCAGCUAAACACAGAUCUGAACAUUUACUUGCAAAAGAAUUAUCUUGGAGAUGUCUGUAUACUGAAUGCCACAGAGUGGGUUAGAGAACACGCCAGUGAGUACGUCAGCAGAAAUGCCACACCUGCCCCCACUGCUGGAAAUACAGUGCGGCCAGAAGAUCUCAUUCUUACAAGACUCUGGAUCUAUAGCCAUCACAUCUACAACAAAUGCAAAAGAAAGAAUAUUUUAGAGUGGGCAAAGGAGCUUUCCCUGUCUGGGUUUAGCAUGCCUGGGAAACCUGGUGUUGUUUGUGUGGAAGGCCCACAAAGCGCCUGUGAGGAAUUCUGGUCAAGAGUCAGAAAACUAAACUGGAAGAGAAUUUUAAUUCGGCAUCGAGAAGACAUUCCUUUGGAUGGGACAGAUGAUGAAAUGGAAAGUCGAAGAAAAUUUUCAAAUUUUGAGGAAAAGGUGUUCAAUGUUAAUGGAGCCAGAGGAAACCAUAUGGACUUUGGUCAGCUGUAUCAAUUUUUAAAUUCCAGAGGAUGUGGGGAUGUUUUUCAGAUGUUUUUUGGUGUGGAAGGACAAUGACUGAGCAGAAUAGUGGAAAACAUUUUUUGUUGUUGGCCUUUCAACUUUAUUCUCAUUUUCUAGAAAGAGUAACUAGAUUUACUUUUGUCCCAUCUUAGAAUGCAAAGCACUGUUCUUUAUAAGAAUUGUAUCUAUGUAAGAAAAGCAUGUGACAAAUGUCAUCAUUGAAAGCAGAACUGAGUUCAAAUUAUAAUCCUAAAAUCACUGGUACUUUUUGACAUAAAAAUGACUAAUUUUGAACAAAAAAAUU